AGAAAAGUGGGCAUAACGUUGCGCGCGGGACGCUCGUUAGCAGCCAAUGACUGUGGAGUAAAGGGAGCUUUUUCACAAGAAAUAUGCGCAAAAUGGACGAGUUUUCGUCCGCUUCGAUCUUCUUUUCUCAUUGAACAUUUAUUCUCCAAACAACCGUUAAUACCAACCGUCAAACGAUUUGAUUCAACAAGUAUUUGAGUUUUUCAGUGAAGUAUUCAGAAAAUAUCUUAAUUAUACGAUGGAAAACAAAUUAAAUACCAAAAUGUCAUUAACAUCAUCAGUGAGGAAAAACAAACAAGGCCAGGUGAUUCACAGCAGUGACAAGCUCUUAAUUAUCAGUUUGUACAAAAAAAUAAUAAAAGAGAAUCAAAAAAUUUUUGAGAAAGAUGCUGUUACUCAAUUGAAAGAACAGACAGGUUUUGGCAUGUACAGUAUAAGAAAAAUAUUGUCGGAAUAUAAGCGUACAGGUAGAGUUAAAUCUCCAAAUACAACGAAACAUCGUCUAUCUUUUAAAGAAAAAAUCGACGAAUAUGACAAAAAUGUCAUUCGAAGAAAAGUCCAUGAAUUUUAUUUUAAUAACGAUUUACCAACGUUAAAUAAGGUUCUGCAAGCUGUAAACGCCGAUGAAAAUCUGCCAAAUUUUAAACGAACAACUUUCUACUCAUUGUUAAAGGAACUAAAUUUUACUUAUAUUAACCGCAUCCUAACAGAAAAAGAUGAUCUUAUUGUUUGGAGGAGAAACUAUCUGAGAUCUAUCAAGAGAUAUAGAGAAGAAGGUCGACAAAUUUAUUACUUAGAUGAGACUUGGAUUAACGCCGGUGACGUCACUAAUAAAGUGUCGAUGAAUAAAACAGUAAAAUCCAAAAAGAACGCAUGUCUCCAUAGGCUGACUACGGAGCCAGUUAAUCCAGGUGGAAAAGACAAAGGAUUAAUUGUUCUGCAUAUUGGCAGUGCUAUUGGUUUUGUUCCUGGUGGACUUCUAUGUUUCGAAUCGAAGAAACAUACAGGAGAUUACCACGAUGAAAUAAAUGACGACACAUUUCUGGAAUGGUUCCAAAAUAUUUUACCAUUGCUAGAAGACAAUGCUGUUAUUGUCAUGGACAACGCUCCAUAUCAUUCUAUGAAAAAGGAAAAAAUGCCAAAUCAUUCCUGGACUAAGGCCGAAAUAAUACAAUGGUUGGAAAGUAAAGGAAGAGAGGUAUCGGAGAAUAUGGUAAAAGCUGAACUAUUGCAAAUUGUUGCACAAAACAAACACAAGUUUGAUAAAUAUGUCAUAGAUGAAAUAGCAAAAUUGAAUAAAAAGAAGGUUCUCAGAUUACCUCCAUACCAUUGUGAACUUAAUCCAAUUGAAUUGAUAUGGUCAAUGGUUAAGAGAUACGUCAAGAGUAACAACACUACUUAUAAACUACAAGAUGUAAGACUAUUAGUUGAGCAAGGUAUUGAUCAAGUAACAGCUGAACAAUGGAAUAAGUGUAUUAGGCACGUCAAGGAUGAGGAGAAAAAGAUGUGGAAGAUCGACGAUAUAACUGAUACAUUGGUUGAUAUAUCUCCAGUAGUUUCAUCUUCAGCAGUACCUGUUUUCAUAGAUAAAAUAGAUUCUGAGAUCUUUGAUAGCGAUUUUUAAUAUUAUGUCGAGGAGGCCUUUUACAGUUUUUACUGGAGUGUGAAUUUACUCACUUUUCACAUUUAUCAAUGCACGAGACUUCGAUCUCUACAUUAUAGAAUUGUUGAGUAAAAAUGUGAGAUAACUAGUCGAUGAUCUUGUAUUUUUCACGAAGCGGCGCUGAUAGUACCACAAUUAAAAAAGUAAGAUUAAUUUUUUAAUUAUUUGAAAACUACUAAGAAUAAAGAAAACAUUAAAAAGAAAAAGAAUUUUCUUCAAUUACAUGAAAUAUAACAAAGAUUUUGCAAAAGACCACUUAUGAUACAACACUGGCAAUAAGAAAAUUUAAUUACAAGACAAGGCCUUAUAGGAUAAGAGCAUUUAAGCACAAGGUUCCAAAUUAUGAAUCUUAUGAAUUUAUCGUUCUUGUGG
Messenger RNA from Pseudomyrmex gracilis, 2035 nucleotides. RefSeq lists its product as uncharacterized. Gene Ontology annotation, molecular function: nucleic acid binding. The record is from RefSeq and is a predicted model, not a curated record. The transcript has 3 exons. Bases 239 to 1624 code for a protein of 461 amino acids. Lineage: Eukaryota; Metazoa; Arthropoda; Insecta; Hymenoptera; Formicidae.